Molecule: messenger RNA, 2051 nt
Organism: Moneuplotes crassus
Lineage: Eukaryota; Ciliophora; Spirotrichea; Euplotida; Euplotidae
Source: the annotation of a GenBank genome assembly
AUGUCGAAAACAACAAAACAAUACUUUGAGAAGCUUAGAAAAGAGCUUAAAAGAAUUAAAAAGAAACGACAAUACAAAGGUCAACAUUAUAAAUUUAAUGAGCUACUAGCUUCUUUACCAAGCAUUAAAUAACAAAAGUUUAAGCAAAGAAAAGAAUUUUGAUUAUCAAUAUGAAGACAAAAUAUGUCCUAAUUUUACAUUUAAAAAUCAUUCUAUUGAUGUUAAAAACAGUAGCAUGAACAACUCAAACUUCUUUGGAACAACUCAAACAGCACAAGAAUCAUUUUUAAGGUCAACUAAUGUAAAAAUAGAGAACUGGGUUAACUUUGAAUUCCAUCCUAAAACAUCUCACAAAAGCAAAAGAAUGAAGUCAAAAUUGAAAUACUCAAAAAGGAAGAACAGACUAAUAGUGUCAAGAGAAAACUCAGUCAGACUGAACUCCAGAAGUCAAGGCUUCAAAAGAAAUAAGAAACUUAAAGACAAAAGAUUCUUCUGCAUCCCUAGGGGUCAGAGUAGUGGCCAAACCAGCAAAUAAAACAUUGUCUCCCAUAAACGAGUCUUCUAAACCUAUAAAUAAAAGAAUUAUUGAUGAACCAAUCUAUGUUGAAAAGUCGAAAGCAGUCGAUUCUGUGUACAGCUCCUUAUUUCGAAAAGGCCCAGUAAAUAUUGAAUACCUUAAAGAUGACACCAUCUUUGAAGAAUUAGAAAAUGGCCUUUCUAAUAAAGAACUGACAUGGUUAUCCACCAAGAGAGAGCAAGUAAUAGAGAAAUACAUGACUAAAUAAGGAAAAGUGAAAGAAUUUAUCCCAAUCUCACUCACUUAACAUCAAAACUGGAAACGUUGAAAGCUCCUGAAGAUUAACGAGCUCUUUGACUAAAAGAAGUGGAAAUAAAUUUAUGCACGAUCUAACUUCUAACAGAAGUAAUUUGAACAGUGAGAACCAAAACUCCUCAAAUGAGUACAAAACCAAGGCUGAUCCCGAUGUGCUCAGGAAUAUUUCUACUGUGUCCAACAAUCAACGAGGCAAAAUUACAUCAAUCUUAGAGAGAAACACCCAAACGAGCAUGAGUAAGAACGACAGGAUAAAAAUCGUUAAAUAAUAUGAAAGACAAACUGAUGAAUGAUAAAAGGAUGAAGAUUAAGAGCAAUAUCGAGAGGAGAGAGCAUAGAUCUAGACUAUUCCUUCCUGAAAGUAUUAAAAUUCAGACUCAUCAAUUCUACCAAAACUCAAUCCUUAUCACUUUUCUACAUGACAUUCAUUCAAAGUUUGAACUGAGGAAGCAAACUAGAGAAAGAGUUCAAAAGAUCGGAAGGAAAAUAUGAUGGAUCACCAAAAGUCUAGGAGCGUUUAAAAUGCUUCUCAAGAAAGUCAGGUACAAAAUAGCUGCAAAUAAAAUUCAAUACUUUGCAAGGAAGUUCUGCAGGAAAUGGUUAAAGAAAAGAGAACAUCAACAAGCAGUGAUUAUUUACCAAUUCCUAAAAUUUAAUAAAGAUAAUGAAGGAAAAAUUGACCUCAAGAAGAUGAAAUUUUAUAACAUAAUGGUUAAAGUCGAAAAAUAGACUGAAGCAAUAUAUUUCUCGCAGAAGACUCAGAUAUGCCAUUCUUAACAAUAGAUGGAAUGUCAUUGAAGCCAAAUAUUUUAGGAAAGGAAUAUAUGGCAUCACUGACCAGUUUGGAAAUUACAAAAAUAUUGUACCCUACAAAGUCAGAAGAGUAUACUUCUGAGAAUACCUGAGGUUCUUGAGAAUAGAAUACAUCAAAGAAUGCAGAAUUUGGGAAAAAUAUAAUAAGGAUGGAACUUUAAAGGAAUACACAGAAAUUAUUGAGAAUAAUGAUUUAAACUCACUGAAACAAAAGCGAAUUGUCAAGACGAGUUACAAGAUUCCUGUAAAGCCAAUUGAGAGGACCCUUAUCUCUUUCCAACAAAUGAGGGAAAUUGUCAGAGAAACCACAGAUAAUGAACACCGGUGGGACCAAAUAGCCGAUGGAGAAUUCGAACCUCCAAUUUUUAAGAAAAUGAAAAGUGUUAAAUAUAAUUUAACUGAAUAA